AGCAGCCUAUAUUACGGACGCAGCAUUCCCAUUUUGCAAUCAAGCGGAACGGGAAAAUCACGACUGGUAGCAGAAGUGUUGAAAAACACACUUGGCUUAAGUAUUUGCUUCCGCGACUCGAACAGUCCGGAGGCCAGCUGGCCUCCGCGAGAUGAGGCCAUGUGUCGAUUCGUAAAUUCGGUCGAGUAUUUAGGGGAAGAAAUGGCCGCUGCCCUUGUCGGGGCACUUUUUAAACAGGUCUACGAACGCCUUGGUCGUAACCCAAAUGACGAUCUUGAGACGCAAAUGUCUGCCUGGUCAUAUAAAUCUGUGUCGCGUGGGGUAUCGUUUGAGUCAGUUUUCGAGGCAGCUAAUCGGUCUCUUGCAACAAUGCCAGAUGACCUGGUGGCCCGACGACAGAGGAUUAUCGAGGAAGAAGACCUUGAUGAGAUCGAUGAAUGGUAUAAAGUGCUGUAUCGACACGUUUGCUUGGAAGCGACGAAGAUUCUGGGAAUUGAUUUCCAGCGUCUUGGACACGAUAAGUUCAUCGUUGCAUUUGACGAGUGCACAAACAUCAUAUCUCGGAGUUCAAUGCUCAAACUUGCCGUCGAGACUAGAUCGAAGUUCCUAUCUCCUGCUUAUGGGAUGUCGAUAUUAACACUUCAACGGAUGAUUAAGGCUCAAGAUGAAUUUCCCAUCGAAGGAUUUGGCUUUUGGUUCUUUUUCCUCGAUACGGGUCCCACGAUUGCCGAGUUUUUUCACCCAUGUCGCGAAGCAUUAUUAACUCGGCACCCUGAUCUCACAACGCUCCCACCUUGGCCAUAUUUAGGAUUUGAUGUGAUGGUAUACUCACCAGCAAGGACUCCCAGAGAGGCAUUGUCGUUUAGUUAUUUAAAGAAUUAUGGCCGCCCGUACUGGUCCACGUAUGCUGCAACUAAUUUCCUGUCCGCUGCCAGGAGGAAACUGUACAUGUGUUCAAGGUCACCGUAUCUUAAUCCCAUCGAUGUUGACCAUGUUCUUGCAACAUUCCCCCAACGAUUCCCCGUUGAGCUUGCGGCCAACAAAGCUGGGUCUAUUCUCGCUGCCUCAGGCGUCCGCAGCCAUAUGCGAAUCCAGAGGGACAUCGUUGGCCGUUCGCAUAUUGAAACUGUCGCCCCUUCCGAGCCAGCACUGGCGAUCGCAGCCAUGAAGGAGCUAAUGACAUCGCGGGAAACAUACAAAAGAGCCCUUGAGACAUUUGUUGAUAACCUGACGAUCAACGGAUCCAUCCUCAAGCGAAGUCGUCAAGCCGAAUUGUUCAGCUGCAUUCUGUUGACUCUUGCGCGGGAUUGGGCAAGUGCAUUCAAAAACAUUCAGCAGGUCCCUACGAUAUCGUCAAAAGUGUUCUUGACCACCCUCCUUGGCGAGAAUCUCGGGUUGCCCCCCAAUGAUCAGCGCCUCCAAUUCUUGAACGAAAUGGACAACGCCCAUAUCAACUUUACGCACAUCGUCCAGCUGACGGAAGACGUUGACAAUUUGUCGUUUGAUUUCCUCUGCAAGGCGUGGUGCCGUGGUGCUGCAUUUCAAUGCAAGUCUCAACAGCCUUGUAUCGACGGGUUCAUUGUUACCUACAGUGGAGCGCUUGAUGACCCAUUUGAAUUGAAAUGGUUCAAUUACAUAGCCUGGCGAUCGGAGCUGCGUGUUGAUGCAUCUACUUCUGGCCUUACUUUGGGGCUUGCUGGACCUCGUAUCGAGGGCCAGAGGCCUCAGUCGGCUGUGGUGUUGUUCAUGGAUCUGGGCACUAACUGCGGUUUUGGAUCAACGAAAGGAAAACUGUGUCAACUCACUCUUGGGCCUGCGCAACAUCCACACGUCCCUAGCCAUGGAUGGGGAGGUUACAUGCCCACCCAAGACGAGGAGCCUCCUCGAUGGUGCAUCCAUGCUCGAGGACACACAUACGCCACGUACCCUGUGAUCGAAGGGGUUAGCUUGCAGUUCACCGCCCUCUUCAAUCAAUCUUCGCCCUGGAUGGACCGGGCUUUGUCCGACAAAAUGGGGGAGGAGGUGAACCCUUUCGUUAUGCAAUUGGACCCACGCAAAGGUCUGGCAGAGACUCCCGGAUCCAAGGUCAAAUAAGCAUCGGCUGUUCGUGUAACAAAGGUGCGGGAUUUUUAGCGACCCAAACUGUAGUGCUGUAUUAUCAUCACACCUGUUAUGAUGUUCUUCAUAAAAAACGAAUUUGAGCAACUUGUCUGCGAACUCCGAUCAAGGCUGGGUGACUACAACUAGUGGAGGGCUCCGUCGAUUCGUCCCCCACCGACAUUUUGGCCGCGGCAGUCAGUUCUUGCGCCGUCAGCCGAUACUGUAUCCUGCGCAGUAGCAGUCUGCAUCGAUCUGGUUUCGAACCUACUUUUGACCAGAGG
Cantharellus anzutake is the source of this 2381-nucleotide messenger RNA. RefSeq lists its product as uncharacterized. Lineage: Eukaryota; Fungi; Basidiomycota; Agaricomycetes; Cantharellales; Hydnaceae. Bases 160 to 2094 code for a protein of 644 amino acids. The record is from RefSeq and is a predicted model, not a curated record. The transcript has 4 exons.